Molecule: messenger RNA, 1278 nt
Organism: Rhipicephalus sanguineus (brown dog tick)
Lineage: Eukaryota; Metazoa; Arthropoda; Arachnida; Ixodida; Ixodidae
Exons: 1
Coding region: 34-1278 (414 amino acids)
Source: RefSeq, a predicted model, not a curated record
AAACCGAGUGUCCAGGAAGCAGUAAACACUACUAUGCGUUUUUGUGAAAUUUCCGGAGCUAGUAUAAAUUUCGAAAAAAGCAGAGGAUUCUGGCUGGGCAUGUGGGCUCUAACACCCUCGGUAUUUGCAAAUAUUCAUUGGGAUGACACUCCGAUCCGUUAUCUAGGUGUGCCUCUUGAUAACUACCGUAAUAGUGGUCCUCAUUGGACGUCCGCGUUAACCACUAUCCGUCGCAAGGUGUCCACUUGGCAAGGACGCGACCUUUCCGUUUUCGCAAAAGCUAAAGCAUGCAACAUAUUUCUUGCUUCAAAGCUUAUCUACAUUUUACAGGUAUUGCACUGCUCUCGAGUACAUAUUCAGGCAUUUCACAGAAUAUUUGCCUGCUUUAUCUGGAGUUCAUCAUGGGAAGCCAUGAGAAGGGACAACCUUUUUCUUCCGCUUGAAAAGGGUGGGCUUAGUCUUGUGCAUUUGUUUGUGCGACAGCUGGUGAUGCGAUUUUUCUACCUUAAGGAUGUCUGCCACCCGUUUCUUCUGGCUGUUAUACGGAACCGUCUUUCUCACCAUCUCUCUUUUCUUUUUGUCACAACAAGAGUGGCGGAAGAAUCGCACUUAUGGGGUUUCUUGAAGGAGAUUGUCGACACUGUCCAGUUUUUGAAAGCCAGAUUCACGUUAGAGUACUUGUACAACGUGGACAGAAAGACGCUAACCGCCGCACUUGUAAACACCCUUUUCCCUGAACCUGUUUACCGACAGCAAUAUUUAUCUCAUUCUGGUCAUGAUGCAUUCUGCCGUGUACGUAAAAUGUGUAUAUCGCCAGCUGUGAAAACGUUUUUUUUUAAGCUGCACACAUCCACUUUACCUGUAAAGACAUGGCUUCAUGAAAAAGGGAUAUACGUGCCCUGGUCUGUAAAUUGCAGGCUAUGCAACGAGCCUGAAACAAUCGAGCAUUGUUUUAUUCAUUGUCGUGAUGCAUUUCAUUUCUGGGACAUUCUUAAGAGAACCCUCAGAAAAGAAUUUCCAAUUACAUCGCAUGGUGUGAGGUUCCUGCCGUUCAAAAAGAGCAUCAACAAUAAUGCACCAUAUGAUUUAAUCAUGCUGCUAGGUCUAUAUUCGCUAUGGAGAAGCCGCAUGAUUGACAGACAUGCUGAGCCACCUCGCUCGACACGGUCUGUCUUUCGGGAAGAAGCAGCUAACGUGCGUAGUGUUGCUGAGACUUUUGACCCGGUUUCGGCGUGGCUUGGCCUUCUGGACGUUUGUGUCUGUUUACCGGACUUUUGA